Adineta steineri is the source of this 2064-nucleotide messenger RNA. NCBI's taxonomy places the organism in Eukaryota, Metazoa, Rotifera, Eurotatoria, Adinetida, Adinetidae. The record is from the annotation of a GenBank genome assembly.
AUGUGUCAUUAUUGUCAUAUUUUAAAACAUAAUCCUACAGCUCCGCCUCAUCCAGGUGUUCGUUGUCUUGAUCGUGCAAAUAUUUAUUCACAAGUUCCUCUAGCUGAACGAAUAUACGAGAAAGGACAAUCAAUUUUUCCUAUUCCAUCUGCUCCUCCAGCUGAAGUGCAACGUGCUAUAAUCACGAGUGAAUUUGGUGAAACAGUAACAAUUAUUAAACGUGAAAGUAAUGACGAUUGUCUUGGUGUUGAUGAUGGUGUUGAAAGAAUUUCAACGACAAUGGCUCUAGGUAAUAAUUCAACAACUAAUAAUACAUUUGGAAAUAAUAAUGAACUACUAGAUUGUGUUGUUUGUGGUGAUCGAGCUACUGGUAAACACUAUGGAGCUAUAUCCUGUGAUGGUUGUAAAGGAUUCUUUCGACGGAGUGUUCGCAAAAAUCCAGUUUAUGAAUGUCGACAUCAAAAUAAUUGUACAAUUGACAAAGAUAAACGCAAUCAAUGUCGUCAUUGUCGAUGGAAAAAAUGUAUUAGAAUGGGCAUGAAAAAAGAUGCUGUACAAAAAGAAAGAGAUCGUCUUGGAAGACAACGCUCGAAUAAUCAUACUUAUAGAAUGACAGCAAUAAAAUCUAUUGGACGUAUUGAUCAUGAUUUUGAUGAAGAUGAUGAUGAUCUUAGUAUUAUGGCACUUUUAAGAGCUGAACAAACAGCUAAAGAAUAUAUCGGUCGACAAAUUAAACUUGAUAGACAUCCAUCGAAUACAGAACGUGUUCAAGCUACUUUAGAAACAAUUGGUAUAUCAAUGAAUUAUCAACUUCGUAGUUUUAUUGAAUGGGCAAAAGAUUUAAAAGGUUUCAUUGAUUUAUCUGAUAAUGAUAAAAUCGCUCUUUUACGUGGUCAUACUGGUGAAAAUCUUGUUCUAGGUGUUGCUUGUCGUUCAUUAAAUUGUGAUGAUUAUUUACUGCUCGGUAAUCAUUAUGUUAUACCACGAAUAACAGCUGAUCCUGGUUUAACACGUGCAGCUGGUAGAAUUCUUGAUGAAAUUGUUAAACCAUUAAAAGAAAUGCAAUUAGAUGAAAAAGAAUAUGCGUGCUUAAAAGCAAUUGUAUUCUUUGAUAAUGAUAAUAAAUCUUUAUCAGAUCCAAUGCGUGUAAAAGAAUUACGUAAACGUAUACAAGUUAAUCUCGAAACUUAUAUAAAUCAACAAAAACCAUUAAUGCGUGGACGUUUUGGAGAAUUAUUAUUAUUAUUACCACCUUUACAAAAUAUAGCUCGUUUAAUGGUUGAUCUUGUUGCACGUUAUAAUCAAGAUACGAAACAAGUCGAUGAUCUUAUUAACGAAAUGCUUUUAAAUAGAUAUCGUGACGAUUGUCAAGAUUCGAUGAUAUCCACUACAACUAAUACAAUACAUAUGAUUACUACUAAUACAUCAUCGCCAAGUAAUUCAAUUUCCAAAGAAAACGAUCUUGAUUCUAAUGGUUCUUCACUUGAUACCGAUAUGGAAGAUAAUACAUCACAGUCUCAAGAUAGUAAUCAAUAUCCGGAUCCUUCUUUAGCUACACCUGUACCAAAUUCCGUUAUGAUUCUUUCACGAACAGUUAACCAUGAUAUUCACAAUGUUUCACUUACUGAACAUGAUGAUUAUUUAUCAAAUGAUCUAUCCCAUAUUCAUCUUCUUCAUUCAAAUUCUAUAGCUGAUCCGAAUUUAAAUCAUCAUAAUGCAACGUCAGUUGCACAUACAAUAACUAAUGAUCUACAUGAUUAUCAUCAUGGACAAAUUCUACAAUAUUUUAACGAUACAUCAAAUGAUCGAUUAAGAUUUAUAAAACGUUCAAAAGCAAUAAUGACACCUUCAUCAACAACAAAUAUACCAACAAAUGAUCCCAAUGGUGAUAUUAGCUUCUUAUGUGAUCUCAAUACACCACCAACAGUUAAUCGACAAUCAAAUCAUACGAAUAACUAUUAUGAUACUGAUUGGCAUGGACGAAUAUUAUUACCGACUACAAUAACAUCCCAUGUAGUUGAUAAUGUUAAACAGGAAUAUGAACAACAUAAUAUUCUACGAUGA